UCGCUAGUGCUAUUACCGACGGCAGCGCGUGUGUGGUGCGUCCUACUCACUAACUGUAUUGAAAUUGUUUAUAUUAUCAAUAUUUCAUAUUAUAGUAUUAGAAUUUGUAAUACACCUGCUUUUGUGAGUUUUGUUGAGAACAAUAUUCCGUUGUACGAAUGUAUCCGAUUUUUUGUCUGAAAAACAGAUCAGUCACCAUUAUCGCGUAGUGUUUUUAAAUAAUAUAUAAAAAAAAUCGAUCGUUAGUUUAAAUCGCGGUAAGUCCACAACGAAAUGGACGAUUUCGUGGUAUACUAUAAUAUUAUAGUCUGUAAUUAUGUUUAUCGUCAACGGAUGACGAUAUCUUACUCGACUUGUAUCCUGAAAACUAAUCGAAGUAAUAUGUUUAAUUCUUACAUCGGCAUUGGUCGCAGAUCUCCCUGUAAUCCGGAUUUAAAUGGUUAUCAAGAUGUGUUCAAAAUUCAACCAGAUCCGUGUUUAAUCAAUUUUAAAUACGUAUUGUUUUCAUUACUAUGCAUCAUAUUUUCAUUAUUUGCUCUCCUUUCGGUGAAGUUUCAAAAAAAAAUUUUGUUCGUUUUAUCACGUUAACUGUUUUUAAGAAAUAUUUACUGUGUAACGAAAUACCCAACAGCAAUGAUCUGAUGGGAUUCUGUUUGGAAUGAAGAUCGCAGUCUGAGUACUGUCGGUGUCAAUAAUAUUACUUCAUGCCCGUAGUUUUUGUUUUUGUUUGUUAAAUAAUUUGAUCGAGUCUAUAAUUUAUUAACUAUGGAUCCUCAACAAGUUAUAUCAAUGGAUGAAGAUUCAAUUAGUGUUCAUGGAUCUACUGCUGAUUCCAUUGAAGCAUUUGAUGAACUUCAAGUACUUGAUGAAAUCACAGAAGAAACCGACAAUAUCAUUGAAGGUGAUGAACAAUUAGAUGAAGAAUUUGAUACUAGAAGUGAAGCCAGUUCUAGUUCCAUUGAUGAGACUUCAACAAGAAAUAAAAUAAAAUCAGAAAGAUAUAUAAGAAUAGAUGAAGAUUCAUCAAUUAAAAAAAAACCAUCUGAAGAAUACUUAUCUAAACUAAAACUCUUGUUAAAAGAAGCUCGGUUUUUCAUUAUAAAAAGUAAUAAUUAUGAAAAUAUUGAAUUAGCUAAAAUUAAAAAUUGUUGGUCUACAAGACCGUGGAAUGAGACAAAGUUAAAUCAAGCUUUCAGAACAUGUAAAAAUGUAAUUUUGAUAUUUUCAGUUAAAGAAAGUGGUAAAUUUGCAGGAUUUGCUAGAAUUUCUGAAGCAGCUAGAUAUGAUUUGUCACCUGUUGGUUGGGUACUACUCGGAAGUCGUAAUUUAUCAGGUGUAUUUAAAGUUGACUGGAUCACUACAAAAGAGUUAGAAUUCAAUGAUACUUCUCAUUUAUUUAAUGCAUACAAUGAAGGGAAAACUGUCAAAAUUGCUCGUGAUGGCCAAGAAGUUGAUGCUAAGACUGGAUUACAAUUGUGCUCAAUGUUUCUUGAAGAUGAAUCAAUUGAUUUUCAGUACAUUUUAAAAAAAGCUAAAAAUCAUCAGCCCUCUAUUAGUACAGCUGAAUUACGACAACGACGUAGAGUGCUUGGUUUACCUGAUGAAGGACCAACAUCUAAAGAAUAUAUACAUGCUUACCGAUUUAGAUUACCACAUAAACAACUACCAAGGAUGUUAUCACAUCCAUAUUAUGUACGUCCACCUUUGUAUCCCUCAUACCAAUAUAAUUUAGGUGGAUCACCAAUGGUACAACGUUAUUAUGAUGAUGUACCUUUGUCACCUUUCCGGCUUCCCGUACAUGUACCAGAUACAUAUGCGCGGCCAUUAGAAGAUUACUACAAAAGGGAUAGAUUAGUUAAUCUCAGAGAAUAUCACUCAAGUCAUAGACGUGAAAAAGAACGCCAUACUCAUAGACAUCGUUAUCAUUAAAAUUUUGAAAACAUAUUCAAAAGAUCCUCUUUAGAUUACUAAUAUUGAAAUAUUAGUAUUAAUAUUACUAGUCCUAAAAUUAAAUACAUUUUAUUGUUAUUAUUUUUGUAUGAUUGGAAAUUUUAUCCUACUAUAAUAUUAUGUUGUUUAUAUAAUUUAUUAUUAUUAAAAUGGUUAUUAAUAGUUUAAAGUUAUUAUUUUUUACAAACAUCAGUGAUUAUUAAAACAUACUUGCUUUUAGUAGUAUUCUUAUUGUUUUAUGAUUUUUAAUCACUAUCAUUUCUCUUUUGUAAUACUUGAUUUUGUUUUUACAUUUUUUGUUGCAAUUAUACCAUUUUAAAAUGCAUAAACAUUUAUAUUUGGUCACUGUGUUUUUAUAAGUAUUUUAUAUUGUAAAUAUAUUUUUCUCUUUUAAUGUAUAUUUUAACUUAAAUUUUAUUCUUGGCUUUUAUUUUGUAAAUGAC
Aphis gossypii (cotton aphid) is the source of this 2393-nucleotide messenger RNA. RefSeq names its product YTH domain-containing protein 1 (gene Ythdc1). The transcript has 3 exons. NCBI's taxonomy places the organism in Eukaryota, Metazoa, Arthropoda, Insecta, Hemiptera, Aphididae. Gene Ontology annotation, molecular function: N6-methyladenosine-containing RNA reader activity; mRNA binding. Gene Ontology annotation, biological process: mRNA splicing, via spliceosome; regulation of alternative mRNA splicing, via spliceosome. The record is from RefSeq and is a predicted model, not a curated record. Gene Ontology annotation, cellular component: nucleoplasm. The coding region runs from base 766 to 1929 and encodes 387 amino acids.